Molecule: messenger RNA, 1495 nt
Organism: Capsicum annuum
Lineage: Eukaryota; Viridiplantae; Streptophyta; Magnoliopsida; Solanales; Solanaceae
Exons: 6
Coding region: 193-1191 (332 amino acids)
Source: RefSeq, a predicted model, not a curated record
AAAAAAAAAAGACUCAAAAAAUAAACUCCACUCAAAUUCAUUUCACCAAAAAAUAAAAAUAAAAAAAAUCAAUAAUAAUAAUAAUUAAAAUACAUAAAAUCUGAGCAAUUUUUCAACUUUUGAUAAUCUUGAAAUUGAAGAAUCAAGAAUAUUCAGCUGCUCAUAUCAGAAUAAUCUACUCCGAUUAGCUCAAUGAAGACGGAGUGUCAGGGCAUAGAUAUACGGGAGAAUAAGAGCAAUGUACAUAAUAGAUUGCCUCGUCCGAUGAUCCAGUCUAUUUUCUCAGGAUUCCAGGAAAAGGUCCAAGAGUGUGUUAAGUCAAAUUUCAAGAGAUUGAAAGUCGGUCAUGAUAAAUCAAUCUUGAGAGGUAGUAACAAAGGAGCAACUGUAGUCAUUGAUGUGGAUAAAGAGAAGCAGUUACAAUCUUGGAAAGAGAAUCCGAGUUGGAAUGAUCCCCCGCCAUAUGUAAAGGUAAGUGUACCCAAAGGUUCUCUGUGCAACCUGAAUGUGAAAGUUGAUAUCGGACUGCCCCCAGAUACCGUGUAUGACAUUGUAACCGACCCUGAAAAUAAACGAGUUUUCAAGAAUAUCAAGGAAGUAUUAUCAAGAAAGGUGUUGGUUGACGAAGGUUCAAGGCAAGUGGUGGAAUUAGACCAAGCCGCGAUAUGGAGAUUUCUUUGGUGGUCGGGAACAAUAUCGGUUCAUGUAUUAGUGGACCAAAACAGAGAAGACUACACAAUGAAGUUCACGCAAGUGAAAACUGGAUUCAUGGAAAGAUUUGAAGGUCGAUGGAAAGUUGAACCCCUUCUAGUCGACGAACAUCUUUGUCAUCCCUACAGACCUAAGACGCUAGCCGAUUACAUUUCCUGCACUAAAGGAAAAGGGAGGAUUGGAUCAACGGUUAGCUUGGAUCAACUCAUUCAACCAGCGAUUGUACCUCCUCCGCCUAUUUCAUGGUAUCUUAGAGGAAUAACAGCCAAGACAACCGAGAUGAUUAUAACAGAUUUGGUCGCUGAAGCAGCUCGAAUAAGAGGAUCUUCCAGCAACAACAGUCAACAAGGUUUGCAGGUAAAUGAUGAAUCUUCUGCUGAACAUCAAAUAGGCGAUAUUCGCGAUAUAAAAGAAAGGUGGGCCUUAAGAAGGAGAACGUCAAGACAUCAUCGAAGACAAUCUCUGAUUGCCAGGUCAUGAUAACUUCUAUUUUGACAAAAUGUAAUCGUUCAAGCCUAGGAAACAGCUUCUGGCAGAAAUGCAAGGUACGGCUGCGUAUAAUACACUCUUGUGGUGGGGCCCUUCCCCGAACCCUCCGCAUAGCGGGAGCUACGGGGCUGCCCUUUUGUAAUUGCGCAAAGUACAUUCUUUGUUGUAGCAUAGCUGAUAUAUAUAUGCCCUAUAAUAAGUGGUGCUUGGUAUGAUACAAUCGUUCUUAUCUCAAACGAGAAGCAAGCAUUGUCCUCGCUUUAAGUAUUCCCAAAGACGAGGCGAUUUAUUUUGA